Molecule: messenger RNA, 996 nt
Organism: Phacochoerus africanus (Common warthog)
Lineage: Eukaryota; Metazoa; Chordata; Mammalia; Artiodactyla; Suidae
Gene: BCL2A1
Product: BCL2 related protein A1
Exons: 2
Coding region: 306-833 (175 amino acids)
Biological process (GO): positive regulation of apoptotic process; intrinsic apoptotic signaling pathway in response to DNA damage; mitochondrial fusion
Cellular component (GO): mitochondrial outer membrane
Molecular function (GO): protein homodimerization activity; channel activity; protein heterodimerization activity
Source: RefSeq, a predicted model, not a curated record
CUAGUUUCUAUAUCCUUGACUUGAAGACUUUUUAAAGCUGAAUGAGCCACGUAGAGCAUGAGGAAGUGGCCUCUCGUGGAGAUAUUUUCCUCUUUCAUGUUUUAACUUUCUCUUUCGCACACAGCCUACGCGUGAGAGUGACGAGGAGGAAGGAUACCACCGAGUGAUGCAAAAAGAAAUUCCACCAGCCUCCAGACACCAUCAUGUGUCACGUCCCACACAGCCCUCCGAGCUCUUGCUUCAAAUCGCCCCAGUCCAUUCCCGGUGAAUAAGCUGAAGACUUUGCUCUUGUGGGGGGGAAGAAGAUGACCGACGACGAGUUUGGAUAUAUUCACAUGCUGGCCCAGGACUAUCUGAAGUAUGUCCUGCAGAUACCACAACCUGGAUCUGGUCCAAGCAAAACAUCUAGAGUGUUACGAGACGUGGCUUUCUCCGUCCAAAACGAAGUUGAAAAGAAUUUGAAACCAUGCUUGGACAAUUUUGAUGUUGUGUCCAUAGACACUGCCAGAAUAAUAUUCAAUCAAGUGAUGGAAAAGGAAUUUGAAGAUGGCAUCAUUAACUGGGGAAGGAUUGUGACCAUAUUUGCAUUUGAAGGUAUUCUCAUGAAGAAACUUCUGCGAAAGCGAAUUGCCCCAGAUGUGGACACGUACAAGGAGAUUUCUUACUUUGUCGCCGAGUUCAUCACCAAAAACACAGGACAGUGGAUAAGGCAAAACGGAGGCUGGGAAAAUGGCUUUGUAAAGAAGUUUGAACCCAAAUCUGGCUGGCUGACCUUUGUGGAAGUUACAGGAAAGAUCUGUGAAAUGUUAUGUCUCCUGAAGCAAUACUAUUGACUAAAAAGGACACUCCAUAUUGUGAAACUUGCCGAAUUUUCUUGACUCUUACAGAAGGAUGACCAAUUCUUACCUUGUACUUCUAAAUAAAAAACUCUGAUGGUGGGAUUAGAGUUAUGGAAAUUCUGUCCCCGUUUUAAUGAAUAAAUUGUAUGUAUUUGUC